AUGAAGACCCUAACAUGCUGGCUGAUGCUAGCAGCCGUUGCCAUUCCUCUUCAUUCAAUCACUCUCACCGUCACCGCCUCCACAAUUGUCCACAACCAGCAGCAACCCCUCAUGACCAACGUCCAUAUGGAAGAGACUAAAGCACACCAGACUGUUAUGGGAGCUGAGGAGGACGACUCGUACCUUGACGAUGCAACUUAUGCAAAGUAUGCUGGUCGAUACGUCCACAUUGACACAACCUGGCAGGUGCUAGGACCGUUCCCGACAGGAAUGCGUGAACAAGAUUUCGGCGCCGAUCCCCUGGAGGCAUUUGGAGGGUUCAGACAAUUGGAGUACGAUGCCAAGGCAAAGUUCCCGUCAGAGCUGGCGCCAGAUGGUGUUGUGGGCUGGCACACAACAAAAAUGGACCAUCACGGAUGGGUCAACGUCCAUUAUCCUGACAUCGAGUGGGAGUUCAAUCAGUUGUUUUUGGGAUGGGGGUUCAACCAGUUCCAAGCAUGGGCCCGGACAACAAUCAUCGUCCCUAAUAUCAAACUUGGCGAAGGAGAUACCAGCAGCGACGGAUUAGUAUCCAUCACGAUCCAGUUAGAGAAUGUCGGUGAUUUCUAUGUGGACGAUGAACGACUCUCGGGAGACUGGUACGGCUAUGGACUCACCCGACACACUCUAAGACUCCAGCCUGGUUCGAAACACACUCUAUCGGUACGCGUCGUCCAUGAAGUCCGUAUCUUUGGAGGCGUCAUCCUACCACCUCCAUCCAAAUUCAAGUGCGAGGUGAGGUUGCCGUUCCCUUAUGGACACGAGGGAUCUCGUGGAUCGUACCAGCCUAUGGCUCAGGUUGUGAAGGAAGGAACUGGAGGAAUCAUUGUCAUGGAUGCUGUAGAUGGAGUUCUUGCAGGAGAAUACAUUAGUGUGGCACUCCGGAACGUCGGCGGGCAGUCUGUUGUUGUAAAGUCUGUCAAGCUUCUCCGCGGAUCUCGGGUCUUUGAAGCACAACUCGCAAAUCAGGACAAGGACGGCAUACGUAUCUUUCCCUCGACUCACCGUCCAAUUGCUAUUAGACUCAGGAGACUCUCUGGGUCUAGAGCUGCGGGGGAUGAGUACCGUGGUGAAGAGUUCACCCUGAGGUUUGAGGUGGAAACAUUGUUGCCCGACCAACCGGGAGAAGGACCUAUCGGAUAUUUGACGACAGAGGCGCUUCCUAUCGCGCAGCGUAAAUGGGGUGAACCCUACAUAUAUACCUUCCGAGACUUUGACGGUACCGUCCACUAUGCUGCCGCUAUCCCUCCAAGCAACCCCGAGUCUCAACCCUCCAGUUCCGCCCCUGUCCUCGUUGCCCUUCAUGGUGCAGGUGUCGAAACUGCUCAGUCGCCGUUCUGGCUGACAGAAUAUACUCAGAGGGAACGAACUUGGAUCGUGCUGCCUACAGGACGUUCGCCAUGGGGCUAUGACUGGCACGGAGCGAGUAUCAAGAACGUCAUGAAUGCGAUCGACAGUUUGGCCGCUCACUUGCCAGGAGUUCCAGAGCACUUGAAGGGUCUCCCAGGAAUUAAACCGGACCCCAACAGAUUGUUCAUGGCUGGACACAGCAAUGGUGGACAAGGUGCUUGGUAUUUGGCGACGCACUUUCCGGAUAAGGCGAUUGCAGCCACACCUGCGGCUGGCUAUGUCAACAUCAAGCAUUACGUCCCCUUCUCGGGCUGGCUGAGCAAUUCCUACACGGACGCACAUCUGCGAGGAAUAUUAGAGUCGUCGAUCAUCGAAUUUGACAACGAUGUGCACAUGUCGAAUACCGUGGGAAUUCCUAUCUUGGCGAGGACGGGAAGUGUGGACGACAACGUUCCUCCAUUCCAUUCCAGGAAGAUGGUCCGGUUAGGACAAGAAAACGCACACAACACCUCUGCGAUUCGGUUGUCAGAGGUUCCGGGCCAGGGCCAUUGGUUCACGGGCGUAUUACAGGAUGCUGUCAUGACCAUUUUCUUGCAAACGCACUUGCACGACACCAUUGUCACAUUGGCAGAUGAAAACCCGACACGCGAGGAAGUGAAGACAGUCGUCCGUCCAUCCUUCCCUGACACUUGUGUGAUCACGGUUGUCAACCCUGCUGGCAUGGGAUCGAAAUGCGGGAUUCAAGUAGAGCAGCUCCGCAUUCCCUACCGGAAAGGAACCAUGAAGCUAGAGAUUGUGAAGCGUGACCAUGGAGGGGAGCUGCCGACUUGGAUUAUAGCGACGAUCAACAUCCGCCGCUUUGCAUUCUCAGACUUGUAUUUGGAGCUUCAGCAACAACAACCUCGGGAGCGUAUCGGGAAGUUGGUGAUAGACGGAACUUCCUUUGAUAUGACUGAGAGAGUCAUGUCUGGAUCUGGUUCCUUUGUCCGCGAGGAAAGACGGUCGUCCAAGAAGGGACAGCUUUGGAAGAUUGCUGGAAAUGACGGAUGGAAGCAACAUGAGAGGCAUCGAGAGACAUACGGACCUGCGAUCCAGGUCUUGGAAAAGCGUGUCGUGAUUGUCCUCGGAACUCACUUCGACGGCGCACACUUUGUGAGGACAGCCGACAGGGUCGCCAAAUUGGUGGCGCAUGAUAUUUAUCAGUACGGACGCGGUGACGUCGAGGUCCUUACGGACAACGAGUUCCUUGACAAAUAUGGAGAGGUCACUUCGGGCAUGAAGGAGGAGGGCGAGAGGGUGAAUCUUGUCCUUAUUGGAGCUGGACACCAGAACAGUGCCACCCGCCUUGUUCUUGGAGGUUCAGAAGUUACAAUUGACACAGAGGAGGGCACUGUCUCCAUCCACCCCACCAACCAAGACUUCCAUCAACCAGGCACAGGUCUCUUAAUGAUCCGCCCCUCGGGACCGUCCAAUCUAGCGAUGGUGAUUGCAGGACUCGACCCUCAAGGACUGGAAACUGCUGCCAGACUGUUCCCUAAGCGAACCGGCAUGCUGGUGCCUGACUGGAUUAUUACAGGACCUGAGAUGGCGUGGAAGGGCGCAGGCGGGAUCCUUGCUGCUGGGUAA
This is a messenger RNA of Linnemannia hyalina, 3015 nucleotides long. NCBI's taxonomy places the organism in Eukaryota, Fungi, Mortierellomycota, Mortierellomycetes, Mortierellales, Mortierellaceae. The record is from the annotation of a GenBank genome assembly.